UUUUUGACGCAAGCAUUUGUUCUCUCUCUGUUCUUUGAAGUUUCAAACCCUAACUCUCUCUCUCUCUCUCUCUUCUCUCUCCCCUGAAUGCAUUGGUUAUUGCCUUCGUGUCUCAUCGAUUUGGUUCUUCACUGGGAAAGAACAAUUUGAUGCCUGUUUCUUGCGAGAAUGUGUAAAGAGAGGUUUUGGUCUCUCUUCUUGCUGCUUUCCUUAUGGGCCAUACUUCUUUCAAUUGUGGUGGCAGAAACAGAUGAAUCAGAUGUUCGAGCUCUUCAAGAUAUAUACGUUUCCUUGAACUUCCCAUUUCAACUAAUUGGGUGGAACUCAAUUGGUGGUGAUCCUUGUAGAGAAUCUUGGAUGGGUAUUUCCUGCUCCGUUUCGGCAGUUACAUCCAUUGACAUUCAUGGACUCGGUUUAACAGGUACCUUGGGAUACCAGCUAUCAAACCUCGCGUCCUUGAAAGCUUUGGAUGUCAGCAAUAACUCCAUCCACGACGCAAUCCCAUCUCAGCUUCCAUCAAACAUCACAUAUUUGAAUUUGGCCUAUAAUAACUUCAAUCAAAGUCUUCCCUACUCAAUCUCAGAAUUGAGCUCACUCGCUAGCCUGAACGUGAGCCACAACUCCCUCUCAGGACCUAUAGGGGAUAUCUUCAAUAAGUUGCAGAACCUCUCACUUUUGGACCUAUCUUUCAAUAACUUCACGGGUGAUCUCCCUCUCUCUUUUAUUACUUUGUCAAAACUUUCUAAUCUUUUUUUGCAGAACAAUUACCUCUCUGGAUCAGUUGACUUUUUGAGUCACCUUCCUUUGUCUGAUCUAAACGUUGAAAAUAACUAUUUUAGUGGGUGGAUUCCAAAGGAAUUUGACUCCAUUCCAUAUCUUAGGAUUUCUGGAAAUCUGUUUCAGAAUGGAUUGAUGAUUGGUGUAGCUGCUGCGGGAGUUCUGAUAAUUGUGGGUGGAUCCCUUUGUUUCAUAUUCGCAUGCUACCAUCGCUCUUUUCCCAAGAAAAUGCUUUGUGCUUCUCUGUGCACUCUUCCAAUCACUACAUCUGAAGCUUCCAAAAUGAGAGUAGAAAAAGUGUGGACGAAGAAUCCCUCUCCACAUGAGUUUGAAUUAAAACCUCCACCUGGACAACUUAAAAGAAAGUCAUGUGAAAGAGCAGCAGCAAGAAAAAGUAUGGGAAAGAGAAGAAGAGGCCCACUAAAUGCAGUAUCAUAUUCUCUUGCCGACCUCCAAACAGCAACAAAUAGCUUUGGCCCCGAAAGUUUUGUUGGAGGGGGCUCUCUAGGUUGUGUAUAUAAAGCUCAGUUCCCUGAUGGCAAGGUUCUGGCCGUCAAGUAUAUUAACCUUCAGGGUCUUUAUAUUCAAGAACAAGAUGCAUUUCUCGAAAUGAUUUACUGCUUGUCAGAGUUGAAGCACCCCAACAUUGCUAGUCUCCAAGGCUAUUGUAUUGAGCAAGGCCAAAAGCUUCUUGUUUAUGAUUAUAUUGUAAAUGGCACUCUAUACGAUGCAUUGCAUCGCUCUGGGCCCUGUAGCAAGAUACUGAAGUGGAAUGCCCGGGUGGAUAUAGCACUUCAUAUAGCAAGAGGUCUUGAGUAUUUGCAUUCGGGGGGUUUAACUCCUAUAAUCCAUGGGAACCUGAAGUCUGAAAAUAUAAUGUUUGAUGAAUAUCGUAACCCUCGACUCACUGACUGUGGUCUGGCUACUCUCAUGCCAAGCAAGCAUCAUGUUUCAGGUUCCUUUGGAUGCACCCCUCCCGAAGUUGUAAUAUCAGGAGUUUAUAUAGAAAAGAGCGAUAUCUACAAUUUUGGCGUGGUGUUGCUCGAACUUUUAACAGGCCGAGUGCCACUAGACAGGGGAAAAUGGCAGCAAUCACUGGUGGAUUGGGCCACCCCACAACUUCAUGAUAUUGAUGCCUUGGUGAAGAUGGUUGAUCCCGCACUCAGUGGCAUCUUCCCCAAAAAGUCUCUCUCUAGAAUGGCUGAUAUAAUUUCCUUGUGUCUUCGGGUACAGCAUGUUCCCAUUCCUCAUCUCUCUCUCUCUCUCACAUGCCCACGUGCACACACAGUCUCUUCUCUCUAUCUCCUGGAUACUUCAAAAUAG
Messenger RNA from Amborella trichopoda, 2100 nucleotides. Lineage: Eukaryota; Viridiplantae; Streptophyta; Magnoliopsida; Amborellales; Amborellaceae. The record is from RefSeq and is a predicted model, not a curated record.